AUGAGCAGAGAACAAGAAAACGUUUGGUUGGUUCUUGACAUUAUUUAUAAUCAAUGCCUAAUUCUUCUUGAAGAUAUGGUCAUUGCUAUGUCAGGUAAAACUUUGUCACAAUUUGGACUCAUUUCACCAUUACGAGAACAAGGGACUAUUAUUAACAACCAUCAAUAUCUAAGUGAAUUGGCUUACGACACAGAUCAGCUUACCGAAGAAGUUGCAUCAAAUGUUUUAAAAUUAAAUAUAGAACAGAAAGAAGCCUACGAGAAAAUAUUAAAUAGUGUUGCUUCUAACUGUGGGAAAAGUGAACAAUGUAUCUCUAUCGCUAUUGCUUCUUCUGGAAUUGCAGCUACCUUAAUCGACGGAGGCGAAACGGCUCACACUGCUUUUAAAUUACCUCUAAACAUGAAUUAUUCGGAUAAUACUCCUUGUAACAUCUCUAAGCAGAGUGAUAUAGCACAUGUCCUUAAGAAAGCAAAACUAAUUAUAUGGGAUGAAUGCACUAUGGCUCACAAGAAUGCUAUUGAGGCUCUUAACAGAACGCUCAAGGAUAUAAGAAGUUGUAACCAAAUUAUGGGUGGAAUAACUGUUCUUUUGGCUGGUGACUUUAGACAAACAUUGCCUGUUGUGCCAGGAGUAGUAGAAGUAGACGAUGCUGUUCAUUAUCCUAUAGAGUUUUUGCAUACACUGAAUCCACCCGGAAUACCACCUCAUAUUCCAAAUCUUAAAAUUGGGGCACCAAUAAUGCUACUGCGCAAUUUGAAUCCUCCAAAACUAUGUAACAGCACCAGACAAGUUAAAAGUCUGCAUAAAAAUGUUAUUAAAGCUGCAAUUUUAACAGGAAAAUAUGAAGGAGAAGUUGUAUUCAUCCCGAGAAUUCCUCUUAUUCCAACAUAUCACCAUUUUGAGUUCAAACGUCUUCAAUAUCCUGUCAGAGUUUGUUAUGCCAUGACUAUCAAUAAAGCGCAAGGGCAGAGUUUGAGAAUGACUGGUGUGGAUCUGGAAGUGAUAGUUUUUCUCAUGGUCAACUUUACGUGGCGUGUUCAAGAGUCAGUUCACCGGACAACUUAG
Psylliodes chrysocephalus is the source of this 1065-nucleotide messenger RNA. NCBI's taxonomy places the organism in Eukaryota, Metazoa, Arthropoda, Insecta, Coleoptera, Chrysomelidae. The record is from the annotation of a GenBank genome assembly.